Molecule: messenger RNA, 2128 nt
Organism: Pollicipes pollicipes
Lineage: Eukaryota; Metazoa; Arthropoda; Thecostraca; Pollicipedomorpha; Pollicipedidae
Product: beta-secretase 1
Exons: 11
Coding region: 142-1554 (470 amino acids)
Biological process (GO): membrane protein ectodomain proteolysis; amyloid-beta metabolic process
Cellular component (GO): trans-Golgi network; plasma membrane; endosome
Molecular function (GO): aspartic-type endopeptidase activity
Source: RefSeq, a predicted model, not a curated record
UGGAGUGAAACUGCAGGAAAAUUGUGGGUAGGGAGCCGCGAACAGCCGGGCUCUAAUGGAGGUCUGCACCCCACAAGGUGUUGCACCAGUUUCCCACUAAAAGAUAAUGUUUCCUUCAGAUCUUUCAAACAUGCUUCCAACAUGAACAUUUGGUGGCCAUCAUGCAGCUUGAGCACAUUGGCAAUACUUCUUUCAUUGUGCCUCUCACAUGCCCAAAACACUGAAGAGGCAUGCCCUUUGACAUCUGGAGAGGAGUGCAUUGUCAAUUUGCAUGGAAAGUCAGGGGAUGGAUACUACACAGAAAUCAUCAUCGGAACACCACCACAGAAGCUGAAGGCACUUAUUGACACUGGGAGCAGUAAUGUGGCCAUUGCUGCAUUGCCACAUCCCCAGAUCUCCAAAUUCUUCAACCAAACCAUAUCGAGCACGCUGCGGCCGCUGCACGUGUCCGUGGACGUGCCGUAUUCGCAAGGCUCGUGGCGGGGCUGCCUGGUCAGCGACGUGGUCCGCCUGCCGGAGACGAACGCGCCGACGGUACGCUGCGACGUGGCGCUCAUCAAGCACUCACAAAACUUCUACAUCAACGGCUCCGAGUGGCAGGGCAUCGUGGGUCUGGCGUUCAAGCCGAUCGCGCUGCCCAACUCGUCGGUGGCGACGUGGCUGGACGCGGCGCAGCACGUGCGGCUGGGCCAGCUGGGCUCCGUCUCGGUGGCGCUCUGCGGCCCCGGCCCCACCGGUCGACACCACGGCUACAUGGAGUUCGGCGAGACGCGGCGGGCCCUGCUGGCCGGCCGCUUCCACUCGGCCGCCAUCUUCCGGUCGUGGUUCUACGAGAUCCUCAUCACCAACAUGACGGUAGCCGGCCGGCGGCUAGCGCUGCCCUGCGUCGAGUUUAACACGGACAAGACCAUCGUCGACACCGGCACCACUAACCUGCGGCUGCCAGAGAGGGUGUUCAGUGAAGUCAUAGCAGUGGUGCAAGAGCAGGCCGCCUUCCUAGCAGACAGGUCGCAUACGUUCUGGACGGGCAAAGGGCGAUUAUGCUUCCCGACCGUGAACGCCACCCACCCGUGGGACUACUUCCCGAACAUCACGCUCUCGCUGCAGACCAACAAGACGGCUUCGUUCGACCUCACCGUCACGUCGCGGAGCUACCUCCGGGAGGCGUUCGACGGUCCGGCCGGCAACGAGCGCUGCUUCAAGCUCGGCAUUGACUCGUCCACGACGGGCUCCGUCCUUGGUGUGGUCGUCCUCGAGGGCCUGUACGUGCGCUUCAACCUGCACACGCGCACAGUGGACCUGGCCCGCUCCGUGUGCGGCCCGGAGGUGACGCUCAGGGGACCGCACGCCACCGCAGACAGCACCGGCUGCGGAUACAUACCCAGGUCGGCGUACAGCCGGACGGUCCACAUAGCCAUGUAUGUGGUGGGAGGGAUGCUGGUGUUCAUCUGCAUACCGCUGGUGAUGGCGGCGGUCUCCUGCCUGCGGAACCGGCCGUGGCGGCGGCGGCCCGGCCGCGCCAGCUUCAGCCUCCUGGUGGACUACCGCGAGUGACCUGACCUGACCCGGCCUGGGAUGACCCUGCCGGCCAGUCUGCGUCACUGCUGAACUGGAAUGGUCGGAUGACCUAUCAAACGAAUGUUGCACGAAUAUCUGAAGCGGUCCAGUGAACUGACAUUGCCUACCAAAUUGGCAUGGCCUCAUGAACUCAAAGAGCCUAGUGAACUGGCAUAACCCUCCAGGCUGACAUGAUGUGAUGAACUGAAGGGAUCUAGUGAACUGUCACGCCCCGAUGAGAUUUUGUCACCUGGUAUGUGCCGCUCUGGUGAGGACCAAGAACGGCAUGUCAUGGAAUGAUCUGACACGGCCGCCUCCGAUGAAUUAUAUGUCAGGGCCUGAGGCAUCCCUUGCGACACGAUCUGACCUGACGCGAUGUCAAGUCACUUGCGUCGAUUAGCCGUGACAUACCUCCGUCACCGGCUUCUCGCCCCCCGUGCCGCUGAGGCCGAGCUGAGCAGGUGGCCCGAAGACGGCAGGCGGGCCGCCGCCACGUUGGCCUCGGUUCAGCGCGGCACUUCUCGUAACCAAUGUCUUAUCAGGUGGUAUGACCCGACCCGACCCGACCCGA